AUGUUCACAGCCCUCCAUCCCUAUAUCGGUUCCAUCUGUCAUGUUUACCUCGACGAUAUCAUCAUCUGGUCUGACUCCCUUGAGGAACACCAUCAAAAUGUCGAGACUAUUCUUUCUGCACUACGCGCACAUCAUCUCUAUUGUUCUCCGAAGAAGACCGAUCUCUUUUGCCUUGAACUCCAUUUCCUCGGGCACCGCAUCUCCCAUGCUGGUGUCGAAGCUGACGAUUCCAAGGUUGAGAAGAUUCUUGCUUGGCUCAUCCCUUCUUCUGCAUCUGAUGUCUGCUCCUUUCUUGGACUUGUGAAAUACAUCUCUAACUUCCUCCCUGCACUCUCUAACCGCACCCGCAUUCUGAAUUCCCUCUCCACUAAGGAGUCUGAACGUGAUUUCCUCUGGUCUUCUGAACACCAGACUGCCUUCAAUGUGAUUAAACAACUCAUUGUCAGUCGCGAAUGUCUCACUGUCAUCGACCACCAGAACAUGGCCGAUAACAAGAUUUUCGUAUGCACUGAUGCUAGUGACUGGUGUUCCAGCGCUGUGCUUUCUUUUGGCCCUACUCUUGAGACUGCUCACCUGGUGGCUUUCGAUUCCAUGCAGUUUAAAGGUCCUGAACUCAAUUAUCCUGUUCAUGAAAAGGAACUCUUAGCCAUCGUGCAUGCGCUCAAGAAAUGGUGUGUCAAUUUAAUUGGUGUCCCCUUCACCAUCUACACUGACCACUGCACUCUCAAGAACUUCACAUUCCAAAAGAAUCUUUCAAAAUGA
Messenger RNA from Sparassis crispa, 762 nucleotides. RefSeq lists its product as hypothetical. The transcript has a single exon. Lineage: Eukaryota; Fungi; Basidiomycota; Agaricomycetes; Polyporales; Sparassidaceae. Bases 1 to 762 code for a protein of 253 amino acids. The record is from RefSeq and is a predicted model, not a curated record.